AUGGUUGCCUUCAAUGCUAUUGCCACCUUGUCCAUUGUUAUCGCAUCUGCUAUGGCCCACCCGGUCAGGGAACAAUUGGUUGCUCGUCACAGCCUUCGCCAAAGCAUCGCGGGUGGACAAGUCAGCUUUCAGAGUGCCCAGCAACAAUUCCAAUCGCUCUCCAGCCAGACAAGCUCGACUGUUUUGGCUCUUAACAACUGCCAGCGCUGUUUUGACAAUGGAUCAGCGGCCACUUUGACCACUUCUGCCAGCCAAGCAUACUCCGAGAUGAAUUCGCUCGUACAGACUGCCAAUGAAGUCUAUGGCCCACAAGCCCAGCAGCUUGUUUCACCCAUCUCCCAGUUGGAUGGGCCAUUGCAAACAAACCUCGAUCGGUUCUCUGGUGCUGGCGUGGGUGCUCAAUCCCUCUUGCCCCCCAAUUUUGCUCAAACCAUGGGACAAUCUGGAUUCCCUCGCCUCUCCGACUUCGCCAGUCAGUACCAGAACGGCCCCGGCGGAGGCUCUGGAUUUUAA
Puccinia triticina is the source of this 513-nucleotide messenger RNA. RefSeq lists its product as uncharacterized. NCBI's taxonomy places the organism in Eukaryota, Fungi, Basidiomycota, Pucciniomycetes, Pucciniales, Pucciniaceae. The coding region runs from base 1 to 513 and encodes 170 amino acids. The transcript is spliced from 6 exons. The record is from RefSeq and is a predicted model, not a curated record.